AGUGGGACUUUAAUCAAGCAGAGUAAAACGCAUCAACAAUUAAACUAAAUUUGUUUAAAUAAAUUCAACGUACAUUUUGUUUAAUAGUUUAAUAUGAUACUGAUUAAGUAAAACAAAAUGAGUUUAAAUAUGAUCAAUAUUUGUAAGAUGAAUAAUGAGACAGUGAAAAUAUAAAUAGAAACAUUAAAAAAAAUUGAGAAAGCUUGUCACCAAGUUAAAAUACACAUUUCACAAAUAAAAUAUCUAUAGAUUUCCUCAGACAAGUAAGCAAAACUUUUGCUUCUCUUUUUCCUUGGUCUAACAGCUGCAUCUGAAAAUGUCAAAUGUCAUGUAAACAUCUCAGUCAGCACGUCCGCUGUCUCGCUCAGUCCGUGCAUACAGAAGUUCUAGUUUAUGUUUCCGAUGCUCAACUCGCAGCUGCCGUAGAGACUUGCAAAGUGCUGAUUCGAGCAUGAAUGCUUUCACAUCAAACGCCACUAUCUAGGUCACGUGAGUUUUUUUGGUUGAAAACAAGUGUCGCUUCCUCCACAACAAGAGAAACUCAGCAACAGUCACAGUCGACAUGUCUGCUGUCUGGCUGACAUUUGCAGCCGUCCUUUGUCUGCUGAGUGCAGCAGAGGGGAACAAUAUAGUAUGGAAAAAGGUUGGCGAGGAUGUGACCAUCGCAUGCAGGACUUCACAGGAGCAGAAUCACAUGUUUUUAAAGAGGGGGCUCCACGAGGAAACAGUUCUUUUUUAUGCAGACAAAAAUUCUACCACGUCAAAGAUAGAACCAGCAAACAAAAUUCAGACAAGAGGAAAAUUCCCCAACAUCACUUUUACAAUCAAGAAUUUGACAUCGACUGACAUAGGACCUCACUGGUGUCUGUUCACACAUUAUGAUAAGAAUUUUAAAGGAACCACUGAUAAAAAGUAUGGAUCCAUACUUCUGGUGAUCAAAGAAGACGACUUUAAGGUCGACUGUUCACCGAACACGCCCAUGUAUUUGAUAGCCAUUGUGGUCUCCGCCACCGUGUUGAUCACCCUUGUGUUUACCAUCAUCUUAACAAGAUUUGUGAAGCUCAAGGGCCUCAAGAACCAGACACAACGACGCCCCACCAACGAUGUUUAUGAGGACAUGCGGGCAACAAUACGACGGUGAGGAUGAGAGCCUGGAGGACGGCAGCCGGCGAGGAACAGUAUCGAUAUGACACCAGUCACUCCAAAGAUAUGUUUGCAUCAAAGAAGCAACUCUAAGACAGUUUGAGCAUUUUAUAAAUACGUUUUUUUUAUGUAACUGGAAAAAAUGAACAAAAAGUUUCAGUUAAAGAUGAAGGUACGUGACUUUUAUUGACUGUAACAUGGAGGGAUGAAAACGAUGCCACCUUUGAUUGUGACUAGAAUUUUCUCAUAAAGAGUUAUUAGUUUUUGCUGAACAGUGUCUUACUCAUGGCUGAGAUGACUUUAAAGCCACCUUUGAGUCACUGCCAAAACUGAAAAAAAAGAGGAAUGGUUAACACUUCUCAAACUCUGUGAUCCUGUGGCCUCAUUCGGUGAUCACACAGCACACGAACGAAAUAUGUAAAUUUAUAACAGAUGUAUUGUAUGUACAAAGUCCAGUAGCCUCUCUGAUGAAACUGUUUUUGUUGGCCCCAUUCCACUUGCUUUUCUUUCAUUCAUGUUAGUCAUCUUAUCUUGAACUUUUAAGGUAACAGACUAUUUCCAGUAGCACCAAAUCAUGAUGGUACUUCUGCCGUGUUGAAAAGCUAGCAAGAUGUUUUGCUUAACAGUUAAGCUUUGUUGUUGUGUUUUGUUCAACAGUAAAUCCAAUACUUGUUUACUUUUACGUUUAAAAACUUUGGUAUUGAGUCAACUUGAUGGGGUUGUGAUUUCUUUAUGACAAAAAGAGGAAAUUUACUCUAAAAGG
Molecule: messenger RNA, 1906 nt
Organism: Oryzias melastigma (Indian medaka)
Lineage: Eukaryota; Metazoa; Chordata; Actinopteri; Beloniformes; Adrianichthyidae
Exons: 4
Coding region: 563-1141 (192 amino acids)
Biological process (GO): adaptive immune response
Cellular component (GO): membrane
Molecular function (GO): signaling receptor activity
Source: RefSeq, a predicted model, not a curated record